Molecule: messenger RNA, 360 nt
Organism: Racocetra persica
Lineage: Eukaryota; Fungi; Glomeromycota; Glomeromycetes; Diversisporales; Gigasporaceae
Source: the annotation of a GenBank genome assembly
AUGAUAUCAUUUAGACAUUUUAUUCAACUUAUUCUCUUAACUAUCAUACCACAUUUCAUUAUCUCUACCACUAUUCCUCAUACUUUUUAUUGUAAUCAUUAUGCGCCAAGUGCAGCUUCCUUUAAUACUUCAAUCGCUAAUGUAGCCUUGAAAGUUUCUGCACAACAAGGUCUAUGUGUAGAAAUUAGCAGUUCGGGUGAAUAUUCGAAUGGAAGCACAUUUACAGUCUUCAAAAUUACUUAUGCUAAGCCUAUUUGUUUUGGUGAUAUAGCUGGUGUUCAAGAUAGUAGAGGGAGUUCUGUUUGGUUCUUGUCUUCGAAAGGAUGGAUUUGGUCUGGCUUGACAAUGAAUCCAAAUUGA